This is a messenger RNA of Callithrix jacchus (white-tufted-ear marmoset), 4983 nucleotides long. RefSeq names its product DnaJ heat shock protein family (Hsp40) member C5 gamma (gene DNAJC5G). Lineage: Eukaryota; Metazoa; Chordata; Mammalia; Primates; Cebidae. The record is from RefSeq and is a predicted model, not a curated record.
UGGGAAGCUAAGGCAUGCAGAUUGCUUGAGCUCAGGAGUUCAAGACCAGCCUGGCAACAUGAUGAAACGCUGUCUCUACCAAAAAUACAAAAAUUAGCUGGGCAUGGUGGUGCAUGCCUUUAGUCCCAGCUUCUUGGGAGGCUGAGGUGGGCAGAUGGCUUGAGCCCAGGAAGCUGAGGCUGCUGAGCUGUGAUUGUGUCACUGCACUCCAGACUGAGAUCUUCUCUAUACACACACACACACACACACACACACACACAUAUACACACACGUACACAUAUAUACACAUAUGUAUUUUGCAGGAUGUUAUGAGGUGAGCAGAGAGGAGUAGAACCCAGUUUAGAAGGCCUGUCUGAGGAGGCCUGAAGCUGAGAUCCCUGAAGGAUGAGAGGUCAAGCCCUCCAGGCAGAGGGAACAACAUGGUCACAGGCUCUCGAAAUGGGAGGGAACACGAUGUUUUCAAAUAACUCACAAGAAAAGAGGAAAGCGGUAGCACGGAGACCAGAGCAAGCAGGACAAUGGUUCCAGAAAAGAUUGGAAUGAAAGGCAGGGGCAGGACCACGCUGGGUGUUACAGACUGAGGCAAGGAAUUCAUUGUAAGUGCACUUCUAAUAUCUUCUGCUCUCCCUACCCAGUGAUGGGGAAGACAUGAGCUGGCUUGUUCUGCUAGUUCUGUCAUCCCAUGAUAGUGAUAAGAGGUUAGGGGUUAGUUAGAGAAAUUUGGCAUGAGACAAGCCACCAAAAAAUUAUCAGCUUCAGCUUCUAUUUAGAUGAGUAACCUAUAAACUCAUCUGACCCAGAGCCUAUGGACUCGGUGGGUGAUGCAAAGGUCUUCAUCCCCUGUCCCUGCACUGAUCACAGACCUACAGAAAUAAAUUCAUUAAUUCAGCAGUCAUCGUGUCUGCUGCAGAUGGACUCCUUAGUUCAUUGCUUAGAUUAGCUCUUGAGGUGGAAUACUGAUUUACUAUUUAAAACCUACAAGGGGGACUGGCAUAGUGGCUCAUGACUGUAAUCCCAGCACUUUGGGAGGCCAAGGCAGGCAUAUCACUGAGGUCAGGAGUUCGAAACUAGCCAGGCCAACAUGGUGAAACCCCAUCUCUGCUAAAAAUAAAAAAAAAUUAGCCAGGUGUGGUGGUUGGUGCCUGUAAUUCCAGCUACUUGUAAGGCUGAACUUGGAAGGCGGAGGUUGCAGUGAGCCGACAUUGCACCACUGCACUCCAGCCUGGGUGACAGAGUGAGACUCCAUCUCAAAACAAAACAAAAAACAAACAAACAAAAAACCCAACCUACAAGGGGAGGAAAAUGUGCACAAAUAACUGUAAUGAAGAGAGUGACAAAAGCUACAAGAGGGUUAACAGAUAAGCAUUUUCCAAGUAAUAAAGCUUUUUCUACAACAUGUUAAGGAGCCACUGGGUGCUCUGUAAAGAAAACCAGAACUACAAAGUGGUAAAUUAUAAGUGAUGCAAAGACUACCUCUUGUAGGAAGGAAGACCAGGUAGAGGCAUGCUCCCACACCUGCAGGUGAGGAUACAAACUCCUCCUUCCGCUACCUUUCCGGAAGAAAGUUAGCAAUAGAGAUCAAGAGUGCAAAAAAAAAAAAAAAAAAAACCCAUUUGACCCAAUAAUUACACUUCCAAGAUUCUAUCCUUAGGAAAAAAUUUGAGAUUUGUUCAAGGAUUUCUGUUGAAUUUUCAUUAUGAGGUUAUUAUACUAUCGAAUAGAAACAACUGAAACACCCAAGUCGGAUUACAUUAUGGGACAUGCUCAUGAUGGCAUCAUAUUUAAGUGAAGUGUUUGUGUUUUUGUUUUUGAGGCGGAGUCUUGUCCUGUUACCCAGGCUGGAGUGCAGUGGUGCAAUCUCGGCUCACUGAAACCUCUGCCUCCCGGGUUCAAGCAAUUCUCCUGCCUCAGCUUCCCGAGUAGCUGGGAUUACGCCCAGAUAAUUUUUGUAUUUUUAGUAGAGACGGGGUUUCACCAUGCUGGCCAGGCUGAUCUAACUCCCGACUUCGGGUGAUCCUCCUGCCUUGGCCUCCCAAAGUGCUGGGAUUACAAGUAUGAGCCACAGCAUCCGGCCUUAAGUGAAGUUUCUGAAGCAUGGUAGUGGCUUGGAAAAGGCUCAAGACAUCAUUUUAAUGAGACGUGGAAACUCGUCAUUACAAUGUAAUAGGAGAAAUGCUUUGACAGACGAAGUGGGAACAACUGGGAGAGUGAAGGUUGGAGGGUCAAGAACAGGGGCAUAUGAGUUGGGGCUUACAGGUUGGGGGGAGGUGUUUCCAGGUGGAAAGGAAGGAGAGACCAAGCAGAGAGCCGUAAGUACUGAAGACGACUGGGAAGGUAACACACCUCUUGAGAAGGGCAUGCAGCAGCCAUACCUCUCAUCCGCCACGGUCAGCAAGCCUAUAGUGUUUCCUGGAGUGAGCUGGGCCAUCAAGAUGGGUGGUGCCCUCCUGCUGGAGGAGAGGGGCUCGGCGGAAUCCCUGCCCCAAAGCCUGGCAGCAACGCCCCUCCGCUGCCCUGGGCCGCAGGUCGGCUGAGCCCCACGCUCUCACUUCCCUGUGCGCGAAAUAAGUCCCAGGGCCAACGUAGCUUCCCCACCCAGUACUUCCGGGGGCGCCAAAAAACGACUUGCCCUGCCCGCAGCGUCGAGGCAGCUCGCAAGCGCAGUCACCUGCUGGACUCGGCCGGUGUGAAGUUUCACACCCAGGAGGAUGAAGGGCACCCACCUGGCUUAAGAGAACGGAUUCCAGAUCAUGUCUACCGUGAAUCAAGCAGCUCGCCGGCUGUCCAAAAGUGGGACAAGCCUCUAUGCAGUGCUGGAGCUUAAGAAGGGUACCUCACCUGAAGACAUCAAAAAGUCCUACAGACAUUUCCCAUUGCUUCCCCACCCUCCUUUUGGGUAUUGUCUAGGUAGGAAACUGACCUUGCAGUAUCAUCCCGACAAGAAUCCAGGGGACGCUCAAGCAGCAGAAAUAUGCAAAGAGAUCAACACAGCUCACGCCAUACUGAGCGACUCUAAGAAGCAGAAAAUUUAUGACCGGCAUGGCUCAUUGGGACUAUAUCUGUAUGAUCACCUUGGUGAAGAAGGCGUCAGAUACUAUUUUAUCAUGAAUAGUUGUUGGUUCAAGACACUUGUCAUCCUGUGUACACUGCUCACUUGUUGCUGUUUCUGUUGUUGCUGCUGUUUUUGCUGUGGAACACUUAAACCCCCACCUGAGCAGGAUAGUGGGAGAAAAUAUCAGCAGAAUGUCCAGAGUCAGCCUCCAAGGUCAGGUGCUGACCCAGUGAGAGUGCCUUCUGCGCCCAGUCCCUUAGACACAUUGAAGAGAGGAGCAAGUUGCCCUGCCCUGACAUUGACCCUGAUUUGACCCCACUUCUUUUAAGAAUCUCAACUUCAGAAGCAUUGAUACUGUUGUUCCCAGUAAGGGCAUCACCUCUGCCCUUCGUACCACAACUCUGUAUGGGGUUGCCCAGCUUCUUCUUUUUAGUUGCAGUCCCAAUUUUACUUGUCAGAAAGCAGCCCUCCCCUCCCUUCCCUUAUGAGGUCCCAGGCGGUGGUGGCAGAUUUUUCCUGAGGAGUCUUUUUCCUGUGCCCAUCUUGUUCUUGGAGCCACUGCCAGCUGGUAGGGUCCCCAAGCCCCUUGGGAUAGCUCCACUAAGAGCCUGGUAACUGAGCAGGGUGGAUCGUGUCCAAGGAGCUGCUGCUCCAGUUAACUCCCUUGUUGCAACUCUGUGUACCAAGAACCUCUAGCAUCAUCCUCAUUCCUAAGCCAAUAUGCCUUUAUGGAGCUGGUCUCACCUUCUGGUGCCCACGGCCAUUGGCAUCGCCAGCCUCAUUCCAUGCCACUAUGAGUCAACUCAGGAAAACGGCAAGUGCAUUUGAGGCUCAGGGGUACUCAUUCCAUCUUUAGAGUCUCCUUGGACCUCAACUACGAGCACAGCAUGCGUUGGCAUUGGUCCUGUGGGUUGACGGAAGUUUAAACAUCAGUGCCUGCUUGCCUCCAUCCUUUUUACAUCUUAUGCAGGCGGAUCAACAUAUAAUUUGUUCUUAUAAAUAGGGGCGUGGAAUCUGUGAUCCAGAAAAGUCUGUACUUUACAGACUCUUUUCCCACUCUUGCCUUUUUGUGCUGCUAUUUCGUGUCCUCUUCACACCAUGUAUUUCCCACCCACUCAGGGUCACAGCCUACUAACUCCUGAAACUUCUCUCCCUGGACUGGGAGAAGGGCUAAAGAAUGUCAGUAAAUAAAAGAGCUUUGUCCAGUCCCAAGGCAUAUGUUGGGCCUGAAAAAGACAAACUAUGUGUGUCUGGGGUGAAGAAAAAGGGCCUAAAGAAAUUGCUUCUUGGCCCUUUGGCUAAGAUCAAGUGGAGAAAAAGACGUGUAGGAGAAAAAGUCAGUGCUCACACUGGGGCAAGCCUGGCUUGGAAAGUAGGAGUCCCGAACAACUGUGGGGCUGGGGCAGAGGCUCCCCAGAGACUUGUGAUUAUGACUUUGUCAGUGCUCUAAAAUUUCCCUGGAGAUUGUUUCCCUGGGUGCCCAAAAUAGGUCCCUGGCAUUCAGGUCCUCUCUGCCCAGCUCACCUUCUCCCAAUUUCCUAACAAAUUUGAAGUCCUUGGAGUGGCUCCAGGGAUGUGUUCAUGGACCAGAAUCCCACAUUUCCUCAGGGACAUGCUCAUAGAUAGGUCCAGGCUAUGGCACAACAGUCAUUUCUAGCCUCUUGAGCUUCUUUUCCUAGGGUGAUAUAAGAAAAGGCUGGGCAAGAACAAAAAUGAGCCCAAGGUGUUGGACAAGAGGCUUGAUGUCAUCCCUCGAGCUGCUGUUCUGAAUCACAGAGUCUUGAGGAGGAGGACCUGGGUCACUGGCUGAGCCUGUGGAGGAGGAAACUGUUACUGACUCUAAGUCUGGCAGGAUCAUUCCUCCCACCCUAAGCUAUGUAUGGGUGCCUCUCACACAGGCCGAUUUAGAUUCUGUGUCCCGGUCCUGGAAG